Messenger RNA from Spirometra erinaceieuropaei, 630 nucleotides. The record is from the annotation of a GenBank genome assembly. Lineage: Eukaryota; Metazoa; Platyhelminthes; Cestoda; Diphyllobothriidea; Diphyllobothriidae.
AUGGGUCCUCACCGAAUCACCUGCUGCAACUAUUAUGACCUCCUUCUCCUGCGGGCCUGCGCUGAACACCGACCCCUGCUGACCAACACAUUCUUCCGCCUGCCGAUGCAGAAGAAGGCCACCUGUGUGCACCCGCGAUUGCGGCGCUGGCAGCUGCUGGACUAUGUUCUCGGUCGACGUCGAGAUCGACAGGGCGUGAUGGUGACCAAGGCGAUCUGCGACGCCGAUGGUUGGAUGGGCCACCGCCUCGUCAUAUCCAAGAUGAGGCUCCGUCUGCAGUCCCACAGGAGGCCACAGUGUAAGCAAACCCCACGUAAACAGAAUACUGCUUUGACGUCUUUCCCCCCUCACUGUUUUCAUUUCAGCAAUCAACCGACCCAGCAGCCAGAAGACCUGCCAGCAGUAAAUGAAAACGCCUCCGUGGAGACUCAAUGGUGCCGACUACGGGACGCCGUUCACUCGACUCCCCUGGCUGUCCUCGGCCGCGCACGUCGCCAGCACCAAGACUGGUUUGAAGAAAAUGACGUUGCCACCAGUAACCUGCUGGCAGGGAAAAGCAGGCUGCACAGAGCCCACCUCGACCGCCAACCGACGCGAACAAAGCAGCCUUCUACCAAUGUCGUCGCUUAG